CCCCUGCACGCGUCACCGGCCGAGGCUAUAAAGUGGGGCUGGAGAAAGGGCUCGCUUAGGCGGCUGCGGGGCUCCGAUAUGGGGCAGCUCUUCGCGAAGCUGCUGAGCGUUUUCGGAAGCCGCGAGCAUAAAGUAAUAAUUAUUGGCUUGGACAAUGCUGGAAAAACCACAAUCCUCUACCAGUUCCUAAUGAAUGAGGUCGUGCACACAUCUCCUACGAUCGGCAGCAACGUGGAGGAAAUCGUCCUGCGCAAGACACACUUCCUGAUGUGGGACAUUGGUGGGCAGGAAACCUUGAGGUCUACUUGGCACACCUACUAUUCCAACACAGAGUUUGUCAUUCUGGUGAUCGAUAGCACAGACCGCGAGAGGCUGACAGUGAGUAAAGAGGAACUGUACAAGAUGCUUGCUCAUGAGGACCUGCGUAAUGCAGCUGUGUUGAUUUAUGCCAACAAGCAGGAUGUCAAAAAUUCCAUGUCUACCUCUGAGAUCUCAAACUUUCUUACCUUGAGCUCUAUCAAAGACCACCCGUGGCAUAUUCAGGGAUGUUGCGCGCUCACAGGAGAGGGCCUUCCAGCUGGUUUAGAAUGGAUGAUUUCUAAAGUUGCAGCCAAGUGACGUCAGCCAAAGCUGCUUUUGGGAAGAGGAAAAACAAACUUGUCCAUGUAUUUAUUUCCAUUUGGGGUUUUUUACAAACACUCAGGACUUACUGGACCUUGACACUUCCCUCCCCCACUUUUCUUCCCAAAGCCAAAAGAACUUGACUGUAUACAUUUCGUAGAACAUGGACCAUUAUAGAAAGCGAUUGUGAAUUGUGGCUGCAGAGGUGGGGGAGGGGAGCUGCUUCUU
Messenger RNA from Podarcis raffonei (Aeolian wall lizard), 849 nucleotides. RefSeq names its product ADP ribosylation factor like GTPase 5C (gene ARL5C). Gene Ontology annotation, molecular function: GTPase activity; GTP binding. The record is from RefSeq and is a predicted model, not a curated record. Gene Ontology annotation, cellular component: cytoplasm; trans-Golgi network. The coding region runs from base 79 to 618 and encodes 179 amino acids. Lineage: Eukaryota; Metazoa; Chordata; Lepidosauria; Squamata; Lacertidae. The transcript has 6 exons. Gene Ontology annotation, biological process: vesicle-mediated transport; protein localization to Golgi membrane; intracellular protein transport.